CCCCUCUCCACUCCCGUCCUGUUGAGAAAUCUACUGAGAUUCUCAUCGGCGAGCUUCAUCCAACGACUGCUCCUCCGCUCCGAAAUCUGAUCCGGAAAACAACGGCGUGUAAACCUUUGCCUGUGCCAUUUCAGCUGAAAAGAGCUUCCUCUGUCUUCUAUCAGCAGGAAGAGAAGACAGAGUGUGAACAAACCUCGUCAUGAACUGGGCAUUCCUCCAGGGCCUCCUCAGUGGGGUGAAUAAGUACUCCACAGCCUUCGGCAGAGUAUGGCUCUCUAUUGUGUUCCUCUUCAGAGUCAUGGUGUUUGUGGUGGCGGCGGAGAAGGUAUGGGGAGACGAACAGAAAGACUUCAAGUGCAACACGGCUCAGCCCGGGUGCCACAACGUCUGCUAUGACCACUUCUUCCCCGUGUCCCACGUGCGGCUCUGGGCCCUGCAGCUCAUCUUCGUCACCUGCCCCUCACUCCUGGUGGUGAUGCAUGUGGCCUACAGGGAGGACCGUGAACGGAAACACCGCCUCAAGUAUGGCGACAACUGCCGGCGUCUCUACCAGAACACUGGCAAGAAGCGAGGAGGCCUGUGGUGGACCUACGUCCUCACUCUGGUCUUCAAAAUAGCCGUGGACGCCACCUUUGUCUACCUCCUGUACCACAUCUACGAGGGCUACGACUUCCCCUCACUCAUCAAGUGCGAGCAGAAGCCCUGUCCCAACAAGGUGGACUGCUUCAUCGCUCGGCCUACUGAGAAGAGAAUCUUCACCAUCUUCAUGGUGGUCACCAGCUUGGCCUGCAUCCUUCUCUCCAUUUUUGAAAUCCUCUACCUGGUUGGCAAACGCUGUCGUGAGUGUUUCACCUCAGGCCAUCACUCUCGCCACAUUGAUACCAACACAAUGUCCAGUGGAAGCAACCUGAUGGAGUCCAACUCAAUGAAAACGACAGGCAAAAACACCCCAGAAACACCUGCACCCUCAUACAGUGUCGCCGUAUCUUGAGACACUGAGACUUUAAGGACUUAAUAAUAAAACAAAGGUAUGGGGAAAGGAAAGAUGUCUCUUCACUCCACAGACACUUCCUUAAAGACUAAUAAGCAGAAAUAUGCCUACUCAGAGACUGAACUACCAGGGAGCUAGUUCCUUAGUGUUUAAGAAUUUAAAACUCUGGCCUGCAGGAUACAUGUGUCAUUGAUCAGGAAUGUGUGCACUGUUGGGUUUUUUUUAAACAGAUUUUUUUUGAACAGAUGAAGUUCCUUACAAACAAUUAAGCCAAGUUUGCUGCUGCAGUGCCAGAUUCAGCCUUUAGAUCAACUACAUGAGUCACUCCAUGGUUUGGAGUUCAGGGUUUUACAAACACAUGUGGUUUUCUGUGUAAGAUUUUCCCUCUGCUCGUGCCCAGCCUCAGAAUGUUUACUCCAGAUUGUACUGAGUCUUUUCCCGUCGCUCUGAUGUUCACGUUGGACUCUUAGUGAACCUUGUACGUUUUAUAAUUUAUCAAAAGUUUUGAGAGGUUGUGCUGUUGUGAAUGUUACUGUCCUUCAUUGUUGAACUACUUUCUGUGCACAGGCAGCAGAGUGCAAAGGCAUGCACUUUUGCAAACACAGUCAUAAAUAAUAUCAGGAUGUGCACAGCACUGAGGUGCAACGUGGAUGUAUAUUUGUUAAUAUUUUUCAUUAAAGAUUGUUAUUUUUGUGUUUUCAAAAA
This is a messenger RNA of Stegastes partitus (bicolor damselfish), 1696 nucleotides long. It is a transcript of the gene gjb10, whose product is annotated as gap junction protein beta 10. The record is from RefSeq and is a predicted model, not a curated record. Gene Ontology annotation, cellular component: connexin complex. Gene Ontology annotation, molecular function: gap junction channel activity. NCBI's taxonomy places the organism in Eukaryota, Metazoa, Chordata, Actinopteri, Pomacentridae. Gene Ontology annotation, biological process: cell-cell signaling. Bases 200 to 991 code for a protein of 263 amino acids. The transcript is spliced from 2 exons.